AUGUUCCUAUCUAUUUAUCUAAAUCUGUUAAUAUCUAUCUAUCUAUCUAUCUAUCUAUCUAUCUAUCUAUCUAUCUAUCUAUCUCAAUCGCUUUCUUUCUUUCUUUCUUUCUUUCUCACUCUGCAGCCGGUAUAUUAUCUAUCUAUCUCAGCCUGUUUCUUUCUUUCUAUCUAUCUAUCUCACCCUCUUUAUUUCUUUCUUUCUAUCUAUCUAUCUCAGCCUGUUUCUUUCUUUUUUUCUUUCUAUCUAUCUAUCUAUCUAUCUAUCUAUCUAUCUAUCUAUCUAUCUAUCUAUCUAUCUCAGCCUGUUUCUUUCUUUCUAUCUAUCUAUCUAUCUAUCUAUCUAUCUAUCUCAGCCUGUUUAUUUCUAUCUAUCUAUCUAUCUAUCUAUCUAUCUAUCUCAGCCUGUUUCUUUCUUUCUUUCUUUCUUUCUAUCUGUCUAUCUAUCUAUCUUAGCCUCUUUCUUUGUUUCUGUCUAUCUAUCUAUCUAUCUAUCUAUCUAUCUCAGCCCCUUUCUUUAUUUCUGUCUAUCUAUCUAUCUAUCUCAGCCUGUUUCUUUCUUUCUUUCUUUCUUUCUUUCUUUAUUUCUUUCUUUCUUUCUUUCUAUCUAUCUAUCUAUGCUCAAUGGCCUAUUUAUUUCUCUCUACUAAGUUCAAUCUUCUGCUCGGCUUCAUUUGAAUCGUGA
Molecule: messenger RNA, 684 nt
Organism: Acanthosepion pharaonis
Lineage: Eukaryota; Metazoa; Mollusca; Cephalopoda; Sepiida; Sepiidae
Source: the annotation of a GenBank genome assembly